Messenger RNA from Chiloscyllium plagiosum (whitespotted bambooshark), 1620 nucleotides. The record is from RefSeq and is a predicted model, not a curated record. Lineage: Eukaryota; Metazoa; Chordata; Chondrichthyes; Orectolobiformes; Hemiscylliidae.
UCCAGAACAGGAUCGGAAUCUCACUGGGUUUGCUCUGCACUAAAUAGUUUUUGGUUUUGCUCCAUUAUACCGUUAAUAGUCAGCGAUUCUCCAGCAUUUCUGUUCCUGAUCUUGUCUGAAUAAAUGAAUGUCUUCUCGCAGGGCGGUCGCCUUCCCUGGCGAGAGAGAUCCGCGCUCAAAACCAAGCCCUUCAUCAUGGUGAAGCUUUCAGAGGGUUUGCAGGCCCAGGACAGGAUCCAGAUACUUCAUCAAAUCUUGCGUCACAUCAACAAGAUCUACAGCAUGAAUUUGGGGUCAGUCACUUGGGCCCGGAGCAAGGUGGAAAAUGUCCGGCUUCUCCUGGAACGGCAGCUCAGGGAGCUGGAGGAAUGUGUGAUGAGGUCAGGAACAGAGGGCAGACGGAGCAGAAAUGCCACCAUUCAGAAAUACUUCAGGAAACUACGAAAGUUCCUCAAACAGAAGGUGAGAGAUGCGAAGACAAGCAAGGAAAUGGGAAUCCUGUGCCAACCAUCUAAGUGCUACCUAUGAACAACUCCGAUUCUGACAUGGAUGCUGAAGGAAUCAAAUACUCCCACCCUGUGUCAGAUACAGACCACCAAUCAACAACCCACAAGCCAGAGAAACAGUCAGUCAAAACAGUCUCAGGAUGAUCCAGGUUACGAUUACUGGCAUACACAACAGACUACACAGGUACAGACAAGAAAUUGCACGCCAAAAAUCAUUAAUUUCAAAAUUAAUCAAUCAGGAUUGAACAGGCCAUCACCGUAGGAUAGAACAGAACCACGUACAUAAAGAGAACAGCACUACAAGACAAAAUGACUAAGCUAACCAACAGCAGAAAAAGUCAACAUGGCAGAUACCUGGGUUAGAAGCCUUUCCGACAGACAGCUUACAGGCACAGAAAAAGCCGUUCUAGCCAAGGAACUCAACUACAACCAUAGGAAUGCAAAAACAACAGACUUCCUAGCUGCACUAGAAUGUAUGCUCAGAAAUAACAGACUAACCGAAAAGACAAAGCAAACAGUCAGACAAACUAUUGUACCCCUAUUAACAAAGAAAAGACAAAUGAACAACCUCAACACUAAAGAGGGAGAAUCCCUAAAAACACUUAAAAAUGACAAGAACACAAUCAUAGCACCAGCGCACAAGGGCAGAAUGACAGUUAUCAUGGACAAGAUGGAAUAUAUUCGGAAAGCAGAGAAAGUACUUGCAGAAAGCAACACCAACCUACAGAGGGAGUGUGACCCCACACCACAGUAACCAAUAGAAUAAACAACACACUAUGGAACUUGCAAAAAAAAAACAGGCUAAUAACCAGGAUUGACCUACAAAGGACGAAACCAGAAAGCAUCAACACCCCAAGAUUUUACAGACAACUCAAAGUACAUAAACCAGACAUACCACUUAAACCCAUUGUGGCACUCCUGGGAAUGCCAUCUCAUAAGCUAGCAAAAGAACUGCACCAAAAACUAAAACAUCUUUUAGUGGAUCCAAGCACUCUAUACAAUCAUCCCAGGAAUUCCUAGACAACAUCAAGAACACAAACACAGACAAGGACGAAGCAAUGGUCUCACUGCUGUGCCCCUCGCUGAGAUAUUUGUAUCAUUGAUAGUCACUGGU